This is a messenger RNA of Haemonchus placei, 1632 nucleotides long. NCBI's taxonomy places the organism in Eukaryota, Metazoa, Nematoda, Chromadorea, Rhabditida, Trichostrongylidae. The record is from the annotation of a GenBank genome assembly.
GGAAUGGAAGGAGCGUUGUCACGGGCUGUUGCAGCUGCAGCUCGUUAUGCAGCCGACUCCAGCAUUGAAAACACCGUUCUCUUCGAAGAGUGUUUAAAGACCCUCAUUCGUCACCUGGAUGGAGUAGAAGUCAUCGGCAGAUUAUCACUUUCCAAUCAGUUUCUUCACGAGUUACUCGGAUACAGCCCACAUAUUCUCGCAGCCAACACAUCAAGUGCUCCUACAAGGUCAAAGCUUCUACGGCUACUCUUCAGCUUAGCCCUUUACAAUGUCAGAAUAAGAAGGCAUCUUAGUGGUGAUCUUCAUUUAUGUGGGCCUAUUUUUGAAUGCCUAAAGAUGUCACUGAAAGAGCAACUGGGACCACAAAAUUUGAUAGACAUACUCAGGUUGCUACAGGUAAUCUUUUCCUACAUUUCAAACUUUUUGUUUACUUCCACUAGAAAUGACGAAAUGGAGUGGAUGCCGUAUUGUAUAGCAAUUUUGUGUAAUCUUGCUAGACGAUCGAAGUCGGUGUGCUGUAGGAUCAAGAAAUCGUCAUCGUACAAGGCAUUCUCGCGGCGUGUCAUCAAAUUGUUGUCGCAUGAUUCACGCAUUGUAGUCGUUUCAUCGCUUGUGCUAGUUGGAUACCUUGAAGAGAAAGUUCGAGAUAUGGUCUAUUGUCCUCAGAACAUCCACGAAACAUUCCAAUGCGUAUUCAACGUUUUAAUAAUGGGCGACAGUGAAUGUUUGAUGACACGUCAUGUUGCCUCAGAUCUGCUCCGGAGGCUAGUUGUGUCGGAAACCCAAACGGUAUCAUCUGUCCCAGUGAUAACUUCCACUGGGAAAGAUGUGAUGAAUUAUCCGUUUUUCAAUAGAUGUAUCCAACAAACUGCAGAGCUGCUUAUAACGCUCGAUCCUCGGCUUGAAGAGACUCUUAAGGUGUACGAGGUGUUGCUGGCAUUCUGCUCACUUCCGCAGCUUUGUUCCCCUGUUUGCUCGGCCGUGCUGGGUUGCCUUGCAACUGAGGCCCGCUUAACAACACCAUUACUCGCUAUUGCUGCUACUGUUUCUAUCCCCAUUGAAAAUGCUGUCCAACCUGAAAUCUCUUUGAAAGCUCUUCGAUUACUGACUUUCUUGGUGAAGGUAAUUACCUAUUUUCACAAUUUAAGGACUCGUAACUUAUCGUUCGGCAUGGUCAGACUGUUUAUUUCCUUGACAACUUUUUCAUUCGUGUACCAAUGUAGACGUAUUACGGAAGUGUGUAGCGCGGAUGAAGACCUUCGAAAUGGUCUAUUGGAAGUUACAACUGCAGCUCUAUGUAAUCCUUUUGGGGUUUUGUGGGAGGAAGUUCAUGGAGUAGCAGUGGUAUUGGAGUUAUUACGGUUGCUCGCUGCACUUAAAGACUUUUCUAAAUUGCAUAAAGAUCAGUACUGGAGGUCAUUGAAAGAUCCACGACUAGUAUCUUUUCUUGCUUAUGCGUUGUCCUAUGGAGACCAUGAAAUGGUGCAUAACGCUUUGGUUAUUUAUACUCACUGCUCACAACUGCAAGCUUUUCCUAGCCGAUGGUUAGUUCUUAUGUUCAAAAGCGUUACAGGUAUCAUAUUCCAAUUUCUUUCAGUGCAGAAUUUUCCUGCAGUUCUUAGUAUCUGCUAA